CAAAACCCUAACCCCCUCUUUCUCUCUCUAAAAAACGCACGCGUUUCAGAGUUGAUUGUACUCUGCGAUCGAUCCCAUCUAUAUCUCCAGAGAUUUACAGUAUCUGAAACAGCCAGCCGAGGACACUCCUCGCUACUGUUUUUAUUUCUUCUGCCAUUUUUGACUAUGGCGUUUUGAGCGUACUUCCACUCGUGGCUCUACUCACCUGAUUCAAGUUUCCUGAGUCUACUCGUUGACUUUUAGAUAUUGUUUGCCGAGAGAGAAAAAGUAGAAGAGAAUCUGAUAUAGGGUUUUUUGUUGGUGUCAUUUUGCUUUCACCGAUGAAUCGGCGAUUCCUCUUGGUACUAUCCUCGUUUUCCUUUGCCGUGUUAUUCCUUUUCCUCGUCGCGCUUUUUUCAGGUCAGGGUAAAAACAUCAGUUCUUCAUUCGGGUUGAAGCUGUUGAGGCAGAGGAUCAAGCAAUGGAACAGCACACUUUCUACGCCACACCGCAAGCUUCUUCGUGGAGCAGCAAUGGAGGAACCCAACCGAAUUUGGGGAGAGAAGUGUACCAAGGCUGAUAUUGUGAUCAAUCAGGGACCCACAGCCCCACUCCCAAGUGGCAUACCAACCUACACUGUGGAGAUCGUGAACGUGUGCGUCAGUGGCUGUGACAUCUCUGGAAUUCACCUAAACUGUGGCUGGUUUAGUUCGGCUCGCCUCAUCAACCCCAGAAUAUUCAAGCGCAUUCGCUAUAAUGACUGCCUUGUUAACGAUGGCAAGCCUUUAGUUAAUGGUGGGACACUCUCAUUUCAAUAUGCUAAUACCUUCCUUUACCCUCUUUCAGUCUCCCGCGUGGUCUGUUCUUAGUAAUCAUAAUAAAGAUGAAGACCAAGCUAUGAAAGAUUGAACAGCUAGCAGUGUUGAUAUAAAGGCCACUUAAAUUGGGACUGGUUAUAUCCUAAGACACUUGAUACCUAGAUUCCCCUUAUGAUCCUUUUGGUUUUAGGGGUUUCUGCUUUAGCGUUUAUGUCAUUACUGGUUUGAGUCGUUUUGGGAGAUUGAUUGAUUAGAGGUUUGAUAUAUACUGUAAAGUGUUUGUCUUGUGAAAUUUGGUCGAUGGCUUUGCGGAG
Messenger RNA from Theobroma umbraticum, 1111 nucleotides. It is a transcript of the gene TPD1, whose product is annotated as tapetum determinant 1. The record is from RefSeq and is a predicted model, not a curated record. Lineage: Eukaryota; Viridiplantae; Streptophyta; Magnoliopsida; Malvales; Malvaceae. Gene Ontology annotation, biological process: cell fate determination.